AUGGCGUCGGCGACGCGAACCGAGAGCGAUGCCUUUGGCGAGAUCCAGGUGCCCGCCGACAGGUACUGGGGCGCCCAGACGGAGCGCUCGCUCGAGAACUUUCGCAUCAACCAGCCCCAGGACCGCAUGCCCCCGCCCGUCAUCAAGGCCUUUGGCAUCCUCAAGGGCGCGGCGGCCACGGUCAACAUGCGUUUCGGCCUCGAUGCAAAGAUUGGCCAGGCCAUCCAGCAGGCGGCCAAGGAGGUUGCCGACGGCAAGCUGCUCGACCACUUCCCCCUCGUCGUCUGGCAGACGGGCUCCGGCACCCAGUCCAACAUGAACGCCAACGAGGUCAUCUCCAACCGCGCCAUUGAGAUCCUCGGCGGCCACAUGGGCACCAAGAAGCCCGUCCACCCCAACGACCACGUCAACCGCAGCGCCUCGUCCAACGACACCUUCCCCACCGUCAUGCACAUUGCCGCCGUCCUCGAGCUCGAGCAGGACCUGCUGCCCGCCCUGCAGACCCUUCGCGCCGCCCUCGCGGCAAAGGUGGCCGACUUUGAGGCAAAGAAGAUCAUCAAAAUUGGCCGCACCCACCUGCAGGACGCCACGCCCCUGACCCUGGCGCAGGAGUUUUCCGGCUACGUGGCCCAGCUUGACUUUGGCAUGGCGCGCGUCAAGAGCGCCCUGCCGGACCUGCGCCUGCUGGCCCAGGGCGGCACGGCCGUGGGUACGGGCAUCAACACCUUCGAGGGCUUUGCCGAGGCCAUUGCCGCCGAGGUCAGCAACAUGACUGGCACCGAGUUCAAGACGGCGCCCAACAAGUUCGAGGCCCUCGCCGCUCACGACGCCAUCGUGCAGGCCCACGGCAGCCUCAACACGCUGGCGACGUCGUUGACCAAGAUUGCCCAGGACGUGCGCUACCUGGGCAGCGGGCCGCGGUGCGGACUCGGGGAGCUGGUGCUGCCCGAGAACGAGCCGGGCAGCAGCAUCAUGCCGGGGAAGGUCAACCCGACGCAGUGCGAGGCGCUCACCAUGUUUGAGCUGAACGUGUACAAGCCGCUGAUGAUUCGAAACCUGCUGCACAGCUCGCGCCUGCUGGCCGACGGGAUGCGCUCGUUUGAGAAGAACCUGGUGGCGGGCCUGCAGGCCAAUGAGGAAAAGAUUGCCAGCAUCAUGAAGGAAUCGCUGAUGCUGGUGACGUGCCUGAACCCCAAGAUUGGCUACGACAUGGCCAGCAAGGUGGCCAAGAACGCCCACAAGAAGGGCCUGACGCUCAAAGAGAGCGCGCUGGAGCUCAAGGCGCUGACGGGCGACGAGUUUGACAGGCUGGUGAAGCCCGAGCUGAUGGUUGGGCCUAAGCCGUACAAGCAGUAG
This is a messenger RNA of Hirsutella rhossiliensis, 1356 nucleotides long. RefSeq names its product lyase domain-containing protein. Gene Ontology annotation, cellular component: mitochondrion; tricarboxylic acid cycle heteromeric enzyme complex. Gene Ontology annotation, biological process: malate metabolic process; tricarboxylic acid cycle; fumarate metabolic process. The record is from RefSeq and is a predicted model, not a curated record. The coding region runs from base 1 to 1356 and encodes 451 amino acids. Gene Ontology annotation, molecular function: fumarate hydratase activity. The transcript has 4 exons. NCBI's taxonomy places the organism in Eukaryota, Fungi, Ascomycota, Sordariomycetes, Hypocreales, Ophiocordycipitaceae.